Molecule: messenger RNA, 1051 nt
Organism: Salvelinus sp. IW2-2015
Lineage: Eukaryota; Metazoa; Chordata; Actinopteri; Salmoniformes; Salmonidae
Source: RefSeq, a predicted model, not a curated record
UCUUUGGCUUCCCCAUAUCUUCGGUUACGUUAACACUCUCAAUUCACAAUAUGAAACGCGUUAUAAAGCCGACAAUAACUUAGAGAAGGGAGAGAACUGUCAAUUUUGUAAACAACACGCAAUCACGCUUGCACGAGUCAUGCCGUCCGCUGCUGGAAACUGUCGUAAAAUAACAACACAGCGCUUAUUUUUUUUAUUCCCAUAAAUUCCCUGUCCAUAAGAAAAUAAUGUAAAACGUUGGACGCUGUCUCUAAGGAAAAUAGCUUUUGAAAAAUGCUUCCGACAUCAAUAAUUCUAAUCUUUUCCCCCAACGUUUACUAUAAAUAGACAGUAUAAUUUCUGCAAAAACGUUAAGAUAAAAAUGAUCUACAAUAAAUCAGGGAACUCUCGGAACAAUUUAUUCGUGACGAUCAGUUCUUUGCGCAGAUCUACAAGAGUGGGGCAAUUUGUAUCCCCACUAAAUCCGGUUAAGGUUUCAGGACAGUUUAGGAUGACUUCAGUGAUCUCUACGGGCGAUAUCAGGAAGUGCAACAGGUGAAAAACUAUUCAUUCUCGCAAUGCGCUGUCGUCGUUCCCGCUAACACGCAAGCUAGCCACGGAAGGUGCACUUCUGGAAGAGAACUCUGCCUGAAUUUGGGAAGUUCGAGGAAGGGAGAAAUAAGAAUUAUUCUCACGCAACAGAGAACCUGCCGCCAUGGUCGACAACUUGAGUAACUCCAAUGUAAAGGUCGCUGUUCGCCUCCGACCAAUGAACAGAAGAGAAAAGGAUCUGAAGACUAAAUGUGUGGUGGAGAUGAACGGGAACCAGACCGUGUUGAAUCCAGCUAGUCAGAACCUGAGCAAGGGAGACCCCAGGAAUCAGCCUAAGGUCUUUGCUUAUGAUCACUGCUUCUGGUCUAUGGAUGAGGCCGACACAGACAAGUUUGCAGGUCAAGAUGUCGUGUUCCAGUGCCUUGGAGAAAGUCUUCUGGACAAUGCCUUCUUGGGCUAUAAUGCCUGUAUCUUCCGCUUAUGGAACAGACAGGUUUGGCUCAAGGUGUGUACACCAUGA